Asparagus officinalis (garden asparagus) is the source of this 471-nucleotide messenger RNA. RefSeq lists its product as uncharacterized. The record is from RefSeq and is a predicted model, not a curated record. Bases 1 to 471 code for a protein of 156 amino acids. NCBI's taxonomy places the organism in Eukaryota, Viridiplantae, Streptophyta, Magnoliopsida, Asparagales, Asparagaceae. The transcript is spliced from 6 exons.
AUGCAUGUCGUAAUAGAGAAGCCAGUUGAGGAUGAGGCCUUUCAUGAUGUAGGUUUCGAGGAACAGGGGUGUGCCUCCGCACCAAGUUUCUCGGGACCCGACAUUGGAUUAUUUGUCGACAUGCUGGCUGAACAGGCCACCAGAGGAACUGUGGGACCACCCUUUGAGAGUGAUUCAUUCAUAGCACCAGUCAUUGGGACUGAUACAGUAAUGAUCCCCGGCAUAUCUAGUUUACCUCGGAGUAACGGACUUGCAGCCAUCGGGACCGAUACUCUUAUGACUCCUGGCAUUCCCCGUGUACCUGAGGACGAUGGACUUGCAGGACCAGCCGUUGUGCCUGAUGCCACUACAGUUUCUAGGACGGAUAGUUUGCCUACAGGGGUUGAUAUACCCUCCAUGACUACUCCUGCCAUUAUCUCGGAGCCUGUCAGACCUCAGCCCGAGGGGACCUCCGUUGGCGUUGGAUUUUGA